Molecule: messenger RNA, 3442 nt
Organism: Microplitis mediator
Lineage: Eukaryota; Metazoa; Arthropoda; Insecta; Hymenoptera; Braconidae
Product: silk gland factor 1-like
Exons: 1
Coding region: 688-2148 (486 amino acids)
Biological process (GO): regulation of transcription by RNA polymerase II; anatomical structure morphogenesis; cell differentiation
Molecular function (GO): protein domain specific binding; DNA-binding transcription factor activity, RNA polymerase II-specific; RNA polymerase II cis-regulatory region sequence-specific DNA binding
Source: RefSeq, a predicted model, not a curated record
UCGGCCGCUCAAGAGUACCAGAGUACACUCGCUUACCGGCAUCCAUCCACACUACACACAGUGAGAGAGUGAGACAGGGCGCAAGCUCGACAAACACCCGCAAAUAACGCCACGGUGUUACACAGUGUAUUAGAUAUAUAUAGAUAUAUAUAUACAUUUAUACAGAUAGAUAAAUAGAUAUACGCAUACACAUACUUCUGUAGUUUAGUUGUUGUUAGAACAACAAUUACCCCUAUCGCAGCGUCAUCGAGUGUUGUGCAGACAUACAACAUUGUUCGGAUCAGCCGACGGUCUUUCAUUUACUCGUUUGACGGUCGUAAUUUACCGCGAGUGUAUUAUUGUUUGUGACUAUUUAAUUUUCUUUGCUCAUAAAAAGUUUUAAAAUUUUUUGUUUUAAUUUUUUUUGUUUGUUUUUUUUUUGACGUUUAAAAAAUGACAGAAAGUUAUUCUUGAUGUAUAAGUGCGUCAAUGUAUGUCAGACUUAAAUUGCAGUGUCGAUAAAUCGAUAAUUAAAAAAAAACAGUAAUUGUUCAAACGAUUGGUUUAAGUAAAAUAUAGUUUUAAUUGCCGUGGUUUGUGAACAAUUAAGUGCAGUGUUGAGCGCUGCGAGGGCUGGAGUGACCAUCGAUCGUCUAUCGAUGGUGUGAAAUUUGACAGCCGUGCGUGAACACUAACCCGGUUAUCUCUAUGACAAUGCUUCAGUCGCAAAAACUGUACAGCGAGGCUGGGAGCCUCGGUAACGCCAUGACAAGCGCGACUAUGUCAAGUAUGGGCACCAUGGCGCCAACGUACAGUUCUAUUAACUCAAUGGGUUGUGUGUCAAUGGGUAUGACCAUGGGUGUUGGUCCCAGUUGCAGCCCGCAAGGGGCCAGUGGGUUCAACAUGAGUACCAUGAGUCCCAUGGGAAUGGCAUCUAUGGGAGGCGGUGGAAUGGGUGGCUAUGGAAGUGCCGCGAUGGGCGGUGGAGGCGCCUGCAUGACUCCCGUCGGAUACGUCGGCGGGACUCCGACGUCUCGCGAUCCUUUGUCUCUUGCUGAGCCGGACUCACCAAAUUCGGCGCUUCAACGUGCGCGUAAUGACAAAUCAUACAGACGCAAUUACACUCAUGCAAAACCUCCAUACUCUUAUAUUAGUCUCAUAACCAUGGCAAUACAGAACGCCCCUUCAAAGAUGCUUACACUAGCUGAAAUUUAUCAAUUCAUAAUGGAUCUCUUUCCCUUCUACCGAACGAAUCAGCAGCGUUGGCAGAAUUCAAUCAGGCAUUCUCUCAGCUUCAACGACUGCUUUGUCAAAGUCGCACGGACUCCUGACAAACCCGGAAAGGGCUCAUUCUGGACCCUGCAUCCCGAGAGCGGCAACAUGUUCGAGAACGGAUGCUAUCUGCGUCGUCAAAAACGAUUCAAAGACGAGAAGAAAGAGCAGGCGAGACAAACAACGAAGCAUCAGCACCCACAUCACUCUGGCGGGGCUACUGGUCACAGCAGUCCGACGUCUCACGAUCUCGGUCACGCAGGUAAAAAAACCGGGUCAUCACUUCAUCAUACCGUAACUCAUCAAUCUGAUGAUAAAGAUCUCCAUUCACUCGUAUCCUCGCAUCACCACCAUGCGACGGGACUUCAUCAACAUCACGGUGGCAUUAAAAGUGACGCUAAUGAUAUUGGUGGUUUAUUAGGACCGGACCUGGGCGCCACACACGACGAGUUGGCUGCCAUGGUAGGCCGCAGUCUCCAUCCUCAUCUACUCAGCGACCCAUCGGCUCUUCACCACGGGAUGGCAGGCAGUUUGAAGCAAGAGCCGCCUUACACCGCCGCAAAUCAUCCCUUCAGUAUCACGAGGUUACUCCCGGGUGAGACAGCAGCAACAUCUCCUGGUGCACAGGACAGAAAGCACCCGGACCUAAAGAUGUACGAGCAAUUGCACCAAAGUUAUGCCAACUAUGGCUCCCCACAUCACCACCCGCACUCGGGCCCACCGUCUCAUCAUCAUCACAACGGAAUGCAUUCCGGUCCCAACUCGGUCGCUACCAUGCACAACAUGUCGAAUCAUCACCAAGACUACUACCAGCCACCGCUGUACCACCACGCGACCAGCGUCUCCAGCAGCAGCGUACCACCCACCGUGUCAUCAUCCGCGGCACCGGGAUUGUGACAUCACGCCACCCACCCGUACGCACUUGCCUGAGUCGCCGUUGCAGCGGCCCACCAAGCCGCGUGCACCAACGACAACGCUGACGACAGCAGAUCUCUAAUGCAUAGAUCCAGUGUGCUAGCGCGUGCGGAUCAUCGUGUUGAUGACAGACACGAGAUUCACCAUCCACAUCCACAUCCACAUCAACAGCAACAGCAACAGCAGCAUCAACAUAUCAGCUGGCAUGUCAUUGCUGGCGUAGAAGAUGAUCCCGAGGACGAGGAUGACCAAGACCACAAUCCCGGAAGUUCUUACUCAGAGGACGUUUGAACUUUACAUGAUUACGACGACGAUAUCUAUCAAUUUAAUAAGUAUAGUACUAAAUAAGGUUUAAAACAACAUUUACUAAAUAAUAACGGCGUUCUUCACUUGCUAUUACGCGACUGAGCAGACACACCUUCUUUUCGUUGAUUUUAGUUUUUUUAUUGCAAAGUAAUUACUGCUACUGAGUAAUUUAAAUAAUUUUAAUUUAAAUUAUUUUUUCUUCGUUUUGUUAUUUUACUUACUCUUAUAUUAUUACCACUAUUAUUAUUAUUAUUAUAGUUAUUAUUAUUAUUAUUAUUAUUACUAUUACUAUUAACAUUGAUGUAAAUGCUAAUCGAUGGACAAUCUAUAUGCUUACAAAUGUUGCUUAGAUUAAUUUUAAAUUGACGUACUGUACAUGGAGUUAAGUAUAGAUGAAGAAAAAUAAUUUAUAAUUAAAUGUUUAAUUACAAGAAAAAUUAAGUUUUAGAUAAUAUUCGUAUGUAUGUUCAUUUGAGUAACAUAAAACUUGUCAUCGCUUAUGAUACCGAUAUCUAAUUUUGAGAUUGUCUGAGAUAUCUUACACUAAGCAGGCUCUGAUAUCUCGGUUUUAUAAACUUUAAAUCAAAUUAAUUACGCUUAAUUAUUUUCUGGAAUUAUUAUAACUUUUUUUCCUCACUUUUAUUUUUCUCAAUUCAAAUAAUUAAUUAGCAUCAAUGGAAAAAAAAGGCAAACUGAAUUUUUCGUAAAGCACACGAGUCGUGCAAAAGAAAUUAUACUGAAGUUUGCCGAAGUCUAAUAAUUUUCGGAUUAUUUUUAAAAACGAGAUUUGAAAAAAAAAAUUUUUGAAAAAAUUGCACCUGUAGUUUUUUUAAUUUUCUACAUGUGCAUAUUUUUAUUUUUUAUUUUUUUUGUAAUUGAUUUGUUGAAAAACAAAAAAAAAAAAAUAGCUGAUUGUCUGUCAAUUUAUGAGUGUGAAUGUACCAGAUAUUAGACAAAUUUAAAAUUAUAA